AUGUGGGGUCUGGUCUCGACCUCUAAACGGAUCACUUCAAUCAAAACGGUUCUUCUAAGACAGAGCCACAGGUACAUGUGUCAGUCUGAGGACUCGAUCCGCAGGUUUAUCAGUGAAAACACGGAGAUAGUUGGACAGCAGAGCCUGACUCCGGAGUUCAGACUCAGACUCUUCACUCCAAGCUGCAAAUUCUGGACUCAGAGACCCGAGCUGUGGCCCUACAGUGACCCGUACUGGGCCAUUUACUGGCCGGGAGGACAGGCGCUGUCACGGUAAGAUCCUGACUCUGCACAGGGAUAGUUUACCGUAAAAUUAUGGUAAAUUCAUCAGACAGGUGGAGACAUCACCACAUUGUCUGAGCAGGGGCGUGUCCAGGCUUCUUCACUGGUGGGGUGGGGGGUCAUUAGAUAAUGCUACAGCAGCAUUUAUUACAUUUUCUACGGUGGCCGAGAACCGCUACUGCUGCAAAUAAAAAAACUGCAAAAAAAAAAAAAGUCACAACGAAAGUUACCGAUGCAACAAAAAGAAACGGAAGCCCGCUGAAAAUAAAAAAGAAACAGAACAGAUAAGAAUUUUUUUUAAAAGCGACAAAAAAACAACAACACAACACAUAAAAAGUGGCGGUGCAAUAAAGAAAGUUACUUACUGCGAAAAUAAAAAGAUGCAAAAAAAAUAAAGCCACAAUGGAAGUGAAACUUUUCAUUGUGUCACUUGGUUAGGCCAUGGAGCGCCAGAGUCGAUAUGAAGUUGAACUGAAGCGAUCACUAAAAAAUAAAAUAACAUGAAUACAAAAUAUAUAGCUGAGACUUUGGUGCAGCUUUUGUUAGUAGUAAUAAUUGACAUUAGUGAUUUAUAAUAGGCUGAGAUAGUUUGGAGGAUUGGUUGUGAAAACAACUGAGAGGUUGGUGUGCCUCGUCUGUCCGUGAUGUGUAGAUACAGAAAGAGGCUUUUGUGACAUUGGCUUGCUUGUAUAAUAGAAAUUUAUUACAAAGACAACAGCAGUAUCAGAACAGCACCGCAGAUGCUGGGAGAGAACUGCCAAUGAUGUCCAUUUCUCCCAUAUCUGGUUAAUGCAUUUUGAUUUUUUGUUUCCUGUCAUAUCCAAUGUGUCACAUGUCGUGGUAUUAUUACAGGUCUUUUCACGCCGGGACCGUUUUUGUCGUGCGAGUAUUUCGUACGUCAAUAUUUUUUUUCAAACCCAUAUCCUGUCAAUACAAGCGUUCACAUCAGCAAAGUUUUCCCGUUCUGCGAUAUUGUGGCAUUUAUUUUUUCAGAUCAUGGUCGAUUUUUCUAAAGUUUCGCAUUCUGUGUGUCCACUUCUGACCAAUCAGAUUGCGUGUUGUUGCAACGUCUGAUUCACCGGUAUAUCCAACAUGGCCGACUAGCUGAUUGUUUACGUGUCGGAGAACAGAGUGCUUUUUGAUAAAAGACACAAACAUUACAGAGAUAACGACCUGAAGGACAACUUAUGGUUUGUGUGCUUUAACAGUUUGUUAAACGUCUUUGUUUUGACUUUCAUCUGUGCUAACGUAAGCUAACGGUUGUUACCAUAGUUUAAUGUGCUUAUCUGGUACUGGCCCCGACUCAGUACAUGCUAUCAUGACAGACAGCCAUCUCAACACUCGUGUCUAGUGUCUAGUCCUCUGCCUCUUCAAACUUGGAGCUAAUUGUUUCAACAGAACUUCAAAUUGUCCAGCGGACAUCCGAAAAUAUGUUCUGAAGCAUCUGUGGUGGUACAGUUUCAGCUCCUGAACUGUUAGGAUGAGUUUCUUUAACCAGUCAUAUCAGCCUUUAGAAUGGUGGAGCUGUGUCACUCAAAUACCUCAGAUACUUCAGUGUUAGAUUGCUGGAGCCGGGGUCCUCUGACAGCCAUCCUCAACAAGGCCCUUGUACCCAUGUUUUACAUCACACAGGUCCCCAAAAUAUGUUCUGUCAUGGUAUUUCCUUCUAUGGACCCUCCAUAUGUUCACCUAAAGCUCCUUAAAAUAUCUUGUUCUUUGUUCUUACCGUACAUAGAUUUUUCUUAGGGUCAACUAAAUGUCAGCAGUAUGUUUAGAGUUGUGGUCAGCUUUACUUGAACAGUCUCGGACCAAUCUUUGUUACAUCUUGUUAUGUUUUGUUACACUUGUGGCAUGUUGAAGCUGUAACCCAGAUCUGCAACCAGUAAAGCUUGUCAAACUGACCCUUCAUGUGGACCUUCCAUUCUUUCAAGUGUGAACCUGGGCUAGGCAUCCUUACAGAAAGUAAGAACUUUCAAAGGGGGGGCUGUGAAGUAGAAACUUUUCAUACAUUUAGGUUAAGAAAUAUAGAGUAAUUAUCUUUUAGUAAGGAGUUAUAAAUAAUCCAGGUCAGCCUGCUUAUGCAGCCUUGUAAGCAAGGUUGUAAGCAAGGCUGUCUUGCAGGGACCAAAACUUUCUGUCUGUCGGAACAUUUAAUCUCUGCGAGAGUUAAGACUAGUCGAAACAAAGUGUUGAGGGUCAGACAUGUCUCUAGCCUGGCUGCGCCAUCCUUCCCACAACAGUCUGGACUUCGGCCCGUUGGGAGCGUGUAUUCCCGAUCAGAAAAUAACAGGGCCAAUCAGAGACCGUGUUUCCACUGUUACCCGGACAACAGGGAAAGGCAGCCCCUGAUUGGUCCAUGUGUAGAUGGUGAGGUCUAACACAUGCUGCGGGACUUUUCAAAGCGCCAGUCAUUCAGAACGCCGUUAAUUCUGCUGUUGACUUUGCAAAGUCAGCAGAAAUCGUUUAUAUCUGCAGAAGACGUUGGAUAUAAACGAUUUCUGCCGACUUUGCAAAGUUGAAGGAACGGCAAGUGAUUCACAGAACAGGAUGGCCCAGCCAGGCUACAGACAUGUCAUCAUGGGUAGCCUUCUGGAGAAUUGAUAUGAUAUACCCAUGAUGAUGGAAUACACACACACACACACUGUCAUACUUUUUUUUUUUUAGAGCCGAUUCUGAUUAUUAGCAAUCAAGGAAACUGAUAACCGAUAUUAAGAACCGAUAUUCAUGUGCAGAAAAAAAAUUUAUUUUGGUGUCAUUUUUCUUUUUUAUGUGUAAAUAAUUUGCACAAUUCUAUUUUUUAGCCUGUAUGUACCCAGUGGGUCGAAUGAGAUUUGCUUCCUACAUUAACUCAUCUGAGCAGUAUUGUUGUUGACGCCACAUUAAAAAUCAAUAUAGCGGAUUCAUGCAUGUGCCACCAGACUCCGUUUUUCUGUAGCCUGACCUGCAUCCACCAAACCACUGCUUCACGGAGCACCCUCCUCUCUCUCUCUCUGUCUCUCUCUCUCUCUCUCUAGCUGUGGAGCUGCAACUAGAGUGUUGAUUGUCUGUCUGUGUAGCCAAUCAGUGGGGACUGUAGGCGGGACAUUGUUACACUACCAAGAGUGCUGACUUCAGGCAGAGAGAAGCAUCUGUGUAAAAGCCCUACAAGCACGUUUCAAAAUGAAAUGAUCUCAUCAGCUAUUAGUGGAAAAAACAUCCGAUGCUGAUUGUUGUAAAAAUGCCGAAUAUCGGCCGAUAUUAUCAGCCAUGCCGAUUAUUGGUCAAUCCUGAAAUGAGACAUGUCCUUAGACAACCACUCAGGGUUUCUUGCAAAUCACAUCUCUCACACCUGUAACUCACACACUAGAGAGAUGCACAUUUGUGACACACAAUGCAACUCACACCUAUUAUGUUCACACACACACUCAGUAGCAUAAAAGCGAGUGAGAGGAGAGCUUGGGGCUUCCUCUGGGUUUUGAUCUAGAUUCUGUGUCAACUGUACUGAUUUCUACAUCUGUACAAUUGAGAGGACCAGGCUGCUCUUCAGAUCUCAUCCUGUCUCCUGUGCAUUGAUUUGCUGCAUAUUACUAGAACACUUUAAAAUGUUUGCUCAGUUUUACUUGACUGUUAAAAUGUGUCAUUUUAAUCUCUCGAAGAAAUUAAGCUUACAAAGAGUGUAUCUCAUGUCUCAGUGUUUUUCCACUGUGCAUCUUGCGAAAUGAACUGUUAGGGAAUCAGUAAUGAGUAAUUGAGGAAGCAUGUACUGGAAAGCGCCCAGUUCCUGUUUUGUUUCACAUUUCUGUUCAAGCACAUACCCAGCCACACCUAUAAAACACUCACAUGUAUAAAUGCUGUUGCCAUACAGCAUUUGCCAGAGCAUCUCUGAGAAGAGAGUCUGACCAAGACAUGGAAAGUUCUCCUCAAUCUGCUCUUACCCUUGUGCGCAAGAAAAAGGCAGUUGCGGUCUGGUCUGAGUUUGUGACUUCACUCCGAUUAUGUUUAAUAUGUCCUGAACCUGACAAAAGAUCAAAGAAUCUGUUACAGACCACUGUUUCUGUUUCUGCCUAGUCUUCUGCUGCUGAAUGUUCUAAAGGAUUGUUUGGCACCAAGGCUGUAUAGUUUACAUUUUGAUUCAUUUCUUCUUCGACUUGAUGAAGACCCUUUAUUUCUUCACUUUCAUCCAAAUUGAUAAGGGUUUUAACAAUUUCUACUAUUUCUUUAAAAACUACACAACACACCUUAUUUUUUUCCAUUAGUUUAUGAUCUUUAUUUGUAAGUUACUUGGUCACACCCAAAGAAAAUUUUCAGAAAAAAUUGACCACAUAUGGCGGCUAACUUCUUACUUAUGAUGGUGAGCAAUUCCAACAUCAAGGUAUAAAUGCUGAUAGCCUCAGGUGGUGUUGCAUUCUGUGACUGUUGCUGGUCCCAAGGGGGCUUAGUAUGUCGAGUUUGGAGCUGAUCAAUUAGAGGCUGGAACUAAAUCUGAUCCUGAGGUGGGCUUACAGGCAGGAACUGGCAGAUAAGUCGGUCAGUAUGUUGUAGAGUUAGAGGGUCAGUAUGGAUAUGGGGCUGUGGAGGCUGAAGCUUGGGCUGCAGGACAGGAAAUCCAGGAUUGUGGUUUGGUUGAGGAUCUGGAUCUGUGUGAAAUAAAAAAGAGAGACACGCACGAAUAAUAGACAUGUUUUUGAGCAAAGUUAUUGCAAAACACGAUUAAAACAGGAUGCAGCCAGAGAGAGUCCAGGUCAUCAGGAAAUUUCCGCACAAGAAUAAUUGUUAUCCAGUCCUGGGGGGAAAUUUGGUAGAGCCGGCCAGUAAAAACAUGUUUACAGAAGAAGUCACGUUUUUGGCUAUCAGACACCAACAUGAAAGCCCCUUACGGGAAUAACACUAAUGACGACAUCGGGGUGGUAUAAAAAGGCAACGAAGGGACAGUUCUAGGGAUUUUGGGGGCUUGUACUGUCCGUCUGUCGGUCCGGUUCAGUUCGUUUAUUUAUCAAGAUUGUCAUGAGUUGUGUUUGAUGCUGUAACUAAAAUAAAAUCCCGCAAGAGGCUGCCAGCUUGAUUCUGUCUUUAUGUGGUUCAUUUUUGCACCUCUGCAUCUAAGAAUUUUUGUUGUUUUGUUUUGUUUUUGUUGUUCUGUAUCACUAAAAGAAAGUAAAAAAAAAAAAAAAGUUUUUUCUAACAGCCAUAAAUCACAGACAGACAACAGUGACACAGUGUACUUUUCAAAAUCCCGCAAGAGGCUGCCAGCUUGAUUCUGUCUUUAUGUGGUUCAUUUUUGCACCUCUGCAUCUAAGAAUUUUUGUUGUUUUGUUUUUGUUGUUCUGUAUCACUAAAAGAAAGUUAAAAAAAAAAAAAAGUUUUUUCUAACAGCCAUAAAUCACAGACAGACAACAGUGACAAAGUGUACUUUUCAAGACACCAUUAUGUUCUCACCACUAAGAACAUUCUGACAAGAAGGAAAAUAAGCAAAAGAAGGGCAGAGAGAUGUUUUCCUCCUCGUACAAGAAGUGUAUGAUGUGAUAUGAACAUAUGUAGAAGACUUAAGAAGUUCAACUAAGACUGACAGACACAGUUAGAAUUUAAAAAUUAUACUGUUUUACUCUCCAGAGGCUAGACCUGAUCUGCAUCUGGCCCCAAUCUGGGUCUAGACUUAAAAAACACACAACAAUGGACAGGUAUGAGAGUACCAUUACGUUUAAAUGUUCCCCCCGUUGAUGGAUAAUGCUCUUCUGGUUCCAAUUCUUUGUGCAGGUUUCUCCUGGAUAACCCUGUUGUGUGUCGAGGUCGGACGGUUCUGGAUUUGGGGAGCGGUAAUGGAGCCUCGGCCAUCGCUGCAGCUCUCAGCGGUGCUUCUCAUGUAGUGGCUAACGACAUCGACUCAGGUUCACAUCCAUGCUGAUUCAUUCUGCUUUGACACUUAAGGUCCUUACACACCGGGCGAGAAUUCGCCAGGCGAAUUUUUCGCCUUUUUUUAAAACAGCUUAAAGUCAAUGCAAGCUUCCACACCGGCGGCGAUUUUUCCGCGGGGCGAAAAGCCGCUUUUAUUUUUUCGCUCCUGUGUCGAAUUUUCGGAUAUUCGCAGGCGAAUAUCUGGACCUGCUAGACCUCUGGCCAAUCAAAAGUCAUGUUGUUGAUGACGUCACAGACCCAUACGGCUGGAGGAGAGGGAGAAGUUUGAGAUUAUGAAUACGCAGAGAAAGGCAGCUGAGGUGCAUCCAAAACUCUUUCUAAUUACUAAUGAAGUAGUUUCCUCACAAGAUGACACUCUCUUGUCUUCCACCUCGCAUCUCCUCUCCUCCGUGCCGCAAAACGACUUUAUUAAUUCGCUUUGCAAAAAAUAUACGCAUAUUCGCUUCGCGGCCGGUGUGUAUAGGCGAAAGCGAUUUUUCGGACCGGUGAAUAUUCGCAAUUUUCGUCUCGCUUUUUCGCUUCGCUCCGCAAAUUCGCCGGUAUGUAAGGACCUUUAGAGUGGAAUUUUAUCAUCAUAGCCUUUCAGAUAUUUACAUCUGUUUCAAUAAACCAGACAAGGGAUGAACAGGUUCAGCGUUAAAAUACGAGAAAAACAACGAAUGAAAAACUAACAUAGGCCGAUGAGGAGAAGAAUGUAGAGAGAGUAAGAACAAAAGCCUCCAAGUGUAAGAGUACGAGUCUUUUGUUCUUCAAACUGGAAGUGUCUCAUGGGUGGGUGUGUAUGUUUCCCUGCUCCAACACACCUGAUUCAAAUGAUCAGCUCGUUAUCAAGCUCUGUAAUGGCUUGAUAAAGAGCUGAUCAUUUGAAUCAGGUGUGUUGGAGCAGGGCAACAUCCAAAACAUGCAGGACAGGAGGGCCUCAAAGACUGGACUUGAGAACCACUGGUAACUUAUACUUAUACUUACUUAUACUUUUGGCUGGCAAAGGAGUCAGAUCUGAUACUCACUCUCUAUGGUUAAUGUUAGUGAAUGCUUGGUUCAUAAUAAAUGAUUUGAUACAAAACAUGUUACAAAUGAAUCAAUGAAUGUAAAAUGUGGAAUCACAUCAAACAUUCUUAUUAUGUUAUAAGUCUCACAUUGAACAUGCUAAAUUACUCUGAAAGGAAACAGAGAGUAACACAGUAACUGGGAACAACAAAAGAGUAAAUGUAUGUAAAUAAACGUUAUCAUGAUCAAUAACGGGUUCUGUAUACCCACAUCUAGAUUAUUUGAUGACAUUUUAACCACCUAAUGGUUAAACAUACUAAAGAAAUUAAAUUAUAAACCACAAAUUUCUCAACUAUUUCUCUUACUUAGAGUAAAGUUAUAAUACAUGGUCAAUAAAUUUAACUCUUAAAAGUUCAUGAAACAGUCUGAAAAGCUGUUGGUCUAAUGAAACUAACUCGGCUUCUGGAGCACAUAGGAAAACGGGACACAUCUCAUUUUAACACAAAUUUCAUGAUUAGACAGAUUAGUACAUUGCUGAAUGCAUAAGAUGUCAUUAUCAGUCAUUUGUAUUCUUUCUCCAAAGGAAUGCAGUUUUUAUCAGAACAUGGUUGAGCAGGGUUUUAUGACAGAGGUCUGGAGAUCAGUGUCCUGCUGACCUUUAAGACAGUAAAUCUGAAAUAGGAGAUCUGGAUUGAGGUGUUCAUGUUUAUUUAGAUGGUCAGCGAUGGAGUCAGUUUGAAAGGUAAUAAAACUCUGUCUCUGUUCACUGAAUUGACCCAUUGUGAAGGGGCAGAGGUUGGGUCAGUUGGGUAACCUGAAAGUUCAAAUAAGUCUGGAAAGAUUUAUGUCAUCCUGUGUCCUGGGACCAGAUAAGGAACCUUUCCUGUGAAGAGUGUGGGGGUUUCACACACAGGGGUAUCUUGAUGCUACAGUUGUUCUCCAUGCAUGACAGCCACCUGAAUUUCAGAGCGUUUUCAAGAGUUUAGAGCAUAUGUAAUCAGGGGUUUGAUCGCUCUCUCUGUGCACUGCCAUGUUUUAACCCUAUUGUUUCUGUUCCAGUUGCAGCCAUAGCAACACACAUGAACAGCGAGCUGAACGGCCUGCAGCCUCCUGUGUGUCUCACCGCCAACAUGAUUGGCUCACAGCUUGCCGCCUUCGACCUGAUCCUGCUGGGUGAUAUGUUCUAUGAUGAGUCCCUCGCCACCAGCCUGCACAGCUGGUUGGACCACUGCAUCAAGUCCCAUGGCACUGAAGUCCUGAUUGGAGAUCCAGGAAGAGCUCAAUUUGAGGAGCACAACAUCCGACGCCUCCUGAGACCGCUGGCUCAGUUUGAGCUGCCAGAGAGCGUGAGAGAGGAGAACUACGGGCUGACCCACAGCUGUGUGUGGAGAUACACACCUGAACUCUGA
Messenger RNA from Xyrichtys novacula (pearly razorfish), 8569 nucleotides. Lineage: Eukaryota; Metazoa; Chordata; Actinopteri; Labriformes; Labridae. The record is from the annotation of a GenBank genome assembly.